This is a messenger RNA of Daucus carota subsp. sativus, 1390 nucleotides long. RefSeq lists its product as uncharacterized. NCBI's taxonomy places the organism in Eukaryota, Viridiplantae, Streptophyta, Magnoliopsida, Apiales, Apiaceae. The transcript is spliced from 2 exons. The record is from RefSeq and is a predicted model, not a curated record. The coding region runs from base 484 to 1137 and encodes 217 amino acids.
CACCCGGUACGAGUUAAAUAACAUGGCUGUGGAACUGUUUCGGUGGAGGCCGUAUGCAGAUUUAGAUGAUGAGCAUCAGCCCGAUCACACAUUGUACUUGUAGUGGACUGCUCCUACCCCUUUGAUGUACAUGCCUAUGUCGAGUGGUGUUAUACUGACAGGGUGACGAGGCAGUUUGGGUUCGUUCAGGACAUACCCACAUCCUCCCCACGCAGGAAUCAUCAGUUACUAUACGACAUCGUCAACGAGUCCAUUAACUGGGAAGGCGCCAGGGAGACAUACAUUCAUCUGUGGGAUACGUCCCUUCACCGAGCUCUGACAUCUCCUCCACUCAUGCUUGGCGAAGGUUGCAAUCCUGCAUACAUGCUUUGGUACCUCGGGGUUACACGUAGAUACAUGGUUAACCCAAUAUUUUGGACCACGUCGGCUGCUUUUUAGGGGACACAGGGUGCCACACAGGCAUUGGAGGAGCAUCUUGUAGAUAUGGAGCAUGCCAUUAACUCUGCUGCCCCCAAUCUGAUUCAGGAACAGAGUAUUCUACAAGGGUUGUUUUCUCGUGUCAGGGGUGCACAAGCCCCUCCCAGACGUAGAGGUCCGCUACCUAUCACACCUGUUGAGCCGGAGCCGGGCACUUACUACACUCAUGUGGCCAGUAGUAGCUCAGAUAUGAGAGGCUGGUCACACCUAGUUGGCACCUCCCGUUCGCCAGUUAGGGAUGUACCAGGUACUUCAGGGGCGGGGGGAUGGCCCCGCUGGGUGGAGUCAUCUACAUAUGCAGCUGAUAUUGCUAAGGGUUGUGCAGAGGAUGACUACGAAGGUGGUGAAAGUGGUUUUGCGGUCAAUUUAGAGGAUGACGAGUACACCUCUGCCGAGGGUGGGCACACACCUGUUGCUCCACUACAGGAGUCAUACCAGUUCUUAGAUCGAGAUGCUUAUCGUCUUGACAUGUCAUUCCUGGCAGAUCAGUACACCACACCUCCGCCACAGGCCCCGGUGCUGUCAUUUGGUAGCCCGUCUUACGUGUUUGGGGCACCUGCGUUUCCACUAACACCGGCACCGGUGAGGUCCACUCCUACUCCUAUACCUAUGCAUAAUUUUGGUUCGUACGUUGCUGAGAGUAGUCCGUGGCCAGUAUGAGAUAAGUCAGAACCCGAGGGGCCGUCCCAACCUGAGCAGAGACAGCAGCCACCCAGAGAUCAAAGGGGAAGGGCAGGAGAUGUCACACGGGCAGCCAUAUCUUCGGGCAUAAGAAGAAGUAGUUUAUCUAUUUUCAGUUUCUAGUUCCAUAGUUUGCUUAUGGAUGAACAUUUCCUACUUAUUUCAUGUAGUCCCUUAAUAUGUGCUUGUCUCAUUAUGUUUUCAUUUUGUAGUUUCAUAAUAUGUAAUUUAU